GGGGAUGGUCAAGCAGGGCUUCCUGAGGAGCAGACAUUCUUACAGAAUGGAGUUGGCUGGAUGGGAACUGGCAGAGGGAAACCAAGCAACCGUGAGAGGGCAAGGAGGAUGCCUUGGUUCUCCAAACGGGGCAGCCACCGGCCUGCAGAGAGCGCUGAGACCACGACCUCAGGGAGCUAAGGGGCACCGGAGCCAAGGAAGCAGCAGUGGAGGCUUGAGAGGACAGCUGCUCUGUGGGGCUGUAGGCGACCCAGCGGAACCGGCAGCCACCAGGCCCCAGGUGGGACAUCUGCGGCACUUCCGGAGGCUGAGUGAUGUCUGGGAGCGGAUUAGACGGCCGGGGAGGGCCCUGGAUGGGUCCCGGUUUCCGACGUUCGAAGCCAGUCGGCCACCGGGGGCGCGCGUGGGCUGUCGGCGCUCUAGCCCGCCCGCGUCCUCUAUGGCCGCCUUAUUUCCGGGCUGUGCUGUGGCGCGCGAGGGCUACCCAACCCGCCGCCGAGACGUCCAGCUACUCGGGGGCCUGAGCCCGCGGGACCCGAAGGCGUGUUCGCGGAUGCCAGCUUGGCCACCCCUGACCCAGCCCCAGUCAUGCCGCUGUGUGACCCCUAACCCCAUCGCGACUGGACGGACCGGACCCCCCUGGGAACCGCCCUGCCCCUGCUGA
Molecule: messenger RNA, 664 nt
Organism: Bubalus bubalis (water buffalo)
Lineage: Eukaryota; Metazoa; Chordata; Mammalia; Artiodactyla; Bovidae
Exons: 2
Coding region: 5-664 (219 amino acids)
Source: RefSeq, a predicted model, not a curated record